Molecule: messenger RNA, 852 nt
Organism: Tyto alba (common barn owl)
Lineage: Eukaryota; Metazoa; Chordata; Aves; Strigiformes; Tytonidae
Product: nuclear receptor subfamily 0 group B member 2-like
Exons: 2
Biological process (GO): negative regulation of transcription by RNA polymerase II
Cellular component (GO): cytoplasm; nucleus
Molecular function (GO): transcription corepressor activity; transcription factor binding
Source: RefSeq, a predicted model, not a curated record
CCUGCCACAGGGAGCCCUGUGGCUACUGAGAUCCCAGACGAGAAAUUUGGGAAAUGUCAGUGUGAGGAGACACACCGUGCUAAGAGCAUCCUGUACCAGAGCCUUAACAAAGAGCACGGAAGUGAGACCAAGUGUCACCAGCGGCAUCGCAGUCCCCAGCCCUCCACGGGAAGCAAGGGCUGCUCUUGUACAAGCAGAAGAGUUGUCCUGAAAACACCAAAAGCCACGUGCAGGAGAGCUUUUGAAGUGCUCUUGAAGACUUCAGCUUUUAUUAGAAACUUGCCUUCUUUCUACCACGUGCCUUGGGAGGAUCAGCUUGUCCUCAUACAACAAAACUGGGCACCUCUUUUUGUCCUGGGCAUGGCACAAGAAGGGGUGGGUUUUGACCUGAGAGAGAUUUCUGCCCCUAGUUUAUUGAAAAGAAUCCUCCUCAAUCAGUCUUUGACAGGUAGCAAUGAACUGGGCAGCUCGUCACUGGGAACAUCUUUAGCAGAAGUUCAGAAGAUGAAGAAUUUAUUAUGGAAAUUCUGGGACCUGGACAUAAGUGCGAAAGAAUAUGCCUAUCUUAAAGGGAUUAUUCUUUUUAAUUCUGGAUGCCAUGUUCUAAAAUGUCUCCCCUAUGUACAAACACCGCAGCAGGAAGCUCAGCAAGCCUUGAUGGAGUUUAUCUCAGUGAUGUUCCAUAGAAACCAAGGCAGGUUUGCUUGGUUUCUUCAGCUAAUUGCCUCUCUCCGAGAUAUCGAUGCAACCUCUAUCGAACAGCUCUUCUUCAGGUCCGUCCUAGGAGAGGCCACCCCUCUCCACCAUGUAUUACUUCUAGAAACACUAUACAUCAAGCCAGACUGGCUUUGA